CUCUCUGGUCUCAUGGGGGGUCAGGGUGGGGCGGUCAGGGUGGGGCGGUCAGGGGGCACCACCUCUGAACUGUAAACAUUCUCCCACGUCAACAUGAGCACGUGCCCUCCUCAUCCUCCUCAUUAGCUGACGCAAAGAUGCCUCUGCUGCUGAUUGGCCCAAAGUUUUACUGAUUUGUCAUUGUGUGAGUGCGUGCGCGCGCGCGUGUGAGUGUGUUUCUGAUCCAAAGCUGAAUAAAAGGUUGAGCAGAACUUCUCCGACCAGCUGUGAUCAGAAAGGAGCGCAGCACGCGUCACGUCUCAGGGACCCAGCAGAACCGACAGAACCAGAACCAUGUUCGCCGCCUGCCUGGAGGUCCUGGGGAUGAUCCUGUCCGUCGCCGGCUGGCUGCUGGUGAUGAUCGCCUGCGGGCUGCCCACCUGGAAGGUGAACGCCUUCAUUGAGGGCAACAUCGUGGUGGCGCAGACCAUCUGGGAAGGGCUGUGGAUGUCCUGCGUGGUGCAGAGCACCGGACACAUGCAGUGCAAGAUCCACGACUCGGUGCUGGCGCUGGCGCAGGACCUGCAGACGGCCCGCGCCCUCACGGUCAUCUCGGCCGUGCUGGGGGUCGUGGGGCUGACGGUGACGGUGGCCGGGGCGCAGUGCACCAACUGCCUCAAGGACGAGACGGUGAAGAGGAGGGUGGUGUACGCCGGCGGGGUCAUCUACAUCCUCUGCGGGCUCUUCGUGCUGGUUCCCCUCUGCUGGAUGGCCAACAACAUCAUCACGGACUUCCACAACCCGAAGGUCCCCCCCGCUCAGAAGAGGGAGAUCGGGGCGUCCAUCUACAUCGGCUGGGCCGCCGCCGCGCUGCUGCUGUCCGGCGGCACGCUGCUCUGCUGCUCCUUCUCCCGGGGAGCCAGAAGCCCCUUCCCCAUCAAACUGGCUCCCACCAAAACCAUCACGGCCAGCGGCGAGUUUGACAAGAAGCACUACGUGUAAACCCACUGGAGGACAGUUUUGUUUAGGGGACUUUUAGUUGGGCAGAAGUCCGUCCAGUUUCGGACGGUUCGCUGACCCGGAGCUCAGAAGUUCGCAGGAGAAAAGCCUGUAAAAAUAUGAGUGUUGUUGAAAUGAACGUAAAUUACUGAGGCGGUUCGUAGCGGGUCAGCACGGCCAGGAGCCUGAACUCUGAGGACAAUCAGAACCAGAUUAUAACUAAGGGCUGGGAUGUGGCGAGGUUCCGAUCCAGUCACUGACUGUAAAACCGAGCAGGUGUUGUGGUUGAGUUUUCUACUGUUUUUGUCAUUUUUGUACAGAUUUCUUUUUCUUAUAAACACUACAGCAAAAUGUACUGCAUUUCCUUUUUUUUUUUUUACAUAAAGAGUCUCAUGAUA
Poecilia latipinna (sailfin molly) is the source of this 1376-nucleotide messenger RNA. RefSeq names its product claudin 5b (gene cldn5b). Gene Ontology annotation, cellular component: membrane; bicellular tight junction. Bases 334 to 981 code for a protein of 215 amino acids. Lineage: Eukaryota; Metazoa; Chordata; Actinopteri; Cyprinodontiformes; Poeciliidae. Gene Ontology annotation, molecular function: structural molecule activity. The transcript has a single exon. The record is from RefSeq and is a predicted model, not a curated record.